Messenger RNA from Mauremys mutica (yellowpond turtle), 3275 nucleotides. Its product is annotated as serine/threonine-protein kinase SBK2-like. Gene Ontology annotation, molecular function: ATP binding; protein serine/threonine kinase activity. The record is from RefSeq and is a predicted model, not a curated record. The transcript has 4 exons. Lineage: Eukaryota; Metazoa; Chordata; Testudines; Geoemydidae. Bases 1853 to 2803 code for a protein of 316 amino acids. Gene Ontology annotation, biological process: peptidyl-threonine phosphorylation; peptidyl-serine phosphorylation.
CUCCUUGGAGGCAGAACCAGACCUGACAGUCUAGGCAAGCUGGGAAUGGCCACACCCCUGAAGACACUGCCAGUUCAACAUGCUUCCAAAGCUGCUUCGCACAACUAUUAUUCCUUUAACCAUUAAUGAACCGGUUAUUGAACACAACAAGAAAUUCAUACCAAUGUUUUUCUAUUGUAAAGCAACUUUAAAAUUCCGUACCAGUUACUGGCAGACAGACAAAUGAGCACCAAAGAGACAAAGGUGGGAUAGCACAAGUCUUUCCUCAGAACUGAAAUAUGUAUGCUUGGUGGGAUAGAGCUAUGGAGUUUUCUCCCGCAGGAAAGGCAAUUUUCAGGUUGUUAAGAUAAAAUUUCUUCUUUGCUGGGGAAGUCUGCAGCUCUAUAGCAACAGGAUUUCUAAUAGGAGUGUGUAACCAGGGAAAGGAAUUAAAAGAUUAAUAACUACACACAAUGUAGAGGAGACAGGUUUUCUAUUUUAAAAUGGUUGCUAGGGGGAGCAGAAUACAGAAACUUCUAAGAAGCCUACACAUUUAAUUUGUAAAACUUAGUCAAGGUGUGGGCAGCUGAUCAGGUAACUGCCCUACAUAUCUCUUUGCAUAUCGCAUAUUAUUCUUCGGACUAGGAUACUGUCAUGCCUUGGAAUGAAUAUAAAUGACCAUACAAGGAGAAAUGAAAGUUUCUGCCUUUGUAAAUUUUGGAAAUAACCAUUUUAGCCAUCUAUUAACUGAAGCCUUAGCUAUCUUUAUUUUCUGCUCCCCCCUCCCAACCCACCAUUCUUUGGAUGAUGGGGGAAUGGAACAGAACAAGUACAGCUAGAGAUCUUCUGAAUGGCUUAGUUUGUUAAAUGUAGAUUUUUAGAGCUCUUCUCAUGUGCAGAGUAUUUCAGAGUCUGUUUUGUAUGUGGGAAAAGAGUUAUGGCCUGUGAAACAGAGAAUAUUUUAGAGAUAAACACACUACAUUCACUGUUAGCACAACUAUUCUUUGAUAAAAGGUGCAAUACCUCUGUUCUAUCAGUAACAUCCCAGUCUCCAAAAUCUUCUUGCCAAAGUGAUUGCAACCAGAAAGACAGAAAAUAUUUUAGAGAGAUAAAAAUAUAACAACACUUGUAACAAAGGAUUAAGGAAUAUUUAGUACAAGAUUUCAAUCCCUUGGGAGAGUUCUCUGUACUAGGGUAUUUCUGAGAAAUCUAAUGUCCUGAUAUGAUGAAAUUUUGCUGUCACUAACAUGCUGGAAAAGGUCACCACUUAGAAUUUUAGAGUCUGGGGAUUUAGGUGCUCUGCUCAUGCAGCUUCUACACCGCCUUGGACGCUCCAUAACUUAUCCUCCUACUCUGCACCUGUUGGGGCAGAUACCUUUAGCCAUGGCCCAAAGAUUAGAGACAAACUCUGCUCAAAGCUGUCUGAAGUGUUGCCAACUUAGCAAUUUUGUUGCUAGAUUUAGUGACUUUUGGUUUCCCUAGUGAGGAAAUUAGUGUCAAAGCAACCAGUGACAAAUCUAGCGAGUGUCACUGAAAAUUACAGUAACAUUCAGAAGGAAGAAGUCGCCAAUUUGCUGCUGGCUGCCCUCAACCCUGAGCCUGGGGCAGGAGGUGGUGGUGUCCUGACUGGAGACAGCAAACCUGCCGAGCUGUGGGAGGCCUGAGCAGUGGCAGCCAGAGACAUUAAUCUGCAGGUGUGGCCCAGAGGCAGACCUCUCUAGCCCACAGGAGGACUCUGGACCAGACCCUGAGCUAUGUGGUGCCCUGCCUGCAGAAGGAGACCAAGAGUAGGGAAGAGCUGCUGGGAUUGCUGUCUGCCAGUUACCCCGAGGACACUGAGAGCCCACAGACUACAGAGCCACACCAAUAGACUAUGGACUCAGUGAUGGCCCAGUGCCCAGGAGCAGCAGCAUUGGCCGUGCUGGAUGAGAUGCUGGAAAUCACGGCCCAGAGCCUGGUGCGCACCGAGGUGGCUGAGCACUACCAGGUCAUCCGGGAGCUGGGCAGGGGCAAGUAUGGCCAUGUGGUGCUGGUGACACACAGGCAGAGAGGGACUCCCAUGGCUCUCAAGCUGCUGCCCAAAGCUCACACCAAGCUGCACACCUUCCUGUAUGAGUACUGCGUGGCGCUCUCCCUCGCCACCCACCCUGCCAUUAUCGGCAUGUUUGGCAUUGCCAUUGAGUCCAGCCAGCACUACGGCUUUCUCUACGAGCCAGCGCUGCACAGAGACCUCAUCUCCAUCAUCAAACCACGGGAUGGGAUCCCCGAGCCAGCUGCCAAGCAGUGUGCCAAGCAGCUGGUGAGUGCCCUGGAGUUCAUCCACAGCCGGGGGCUGGUGUAUCGAGACGUCAAGCCCGAGAACGUGCUGCUCUUCGACCCUGAGUGCCGGCGCAUCAAGCUGACCGACUUCGGGCUCACUCGGCCCAAGGGCACCCGGCUCAAGCUGGUGGCUGGGGUGAUCCCCUACACUGCUCCAGAGCUAAGCAACACCACCAGUGCCCAGGGCCUGCCCAUCGACGCCAGCCUGGAUGCCUGGGCCUUUGGUGUGAUGCUCUUCUGCCUGCUGACUGGCUACUUCCCCUGGGAGCAAAGCCUGCCAGCUGACCCCUUCUUUGAGGACUUCAUGCUGUGGCAGGAGUCAGGCCUGGAUGAGGACCUACCACGCCAUUGGAGGCGCCUGACGGCUGAAGCCACUCGCAUGCUGCGGAGCCUGUUGGUCCUGGAUCCUGCCCAGCGUAGCCCUGUCAGCGGGGCCCUGCACUACGUCGACUGUCCCUGGAGAGUGGAGAACUGGCAUGGUGAGGAGCAGGCUGUGGGGUCCUAGAGAACCUCCUUUGGGGGAGUGGAGGCCAUCCCCUGUGGGGCCUGUCUAUAGGAUGAUCAGUAUCUAAGGCCCUACAGCGUGCCUCCAGCAGGACAGGAAUACAUUGAAAGGGGCUGUCAAAAUAACAGCCAUGGCAAGAUCUGUUCCAAAGCACUGAGCUCCAGUUCCUGCCAAAUCCCACACAGGUGCCAGUUCCCACUGGGCACUGAUUCCCCAGCAGACACCACUCCCCCUGGGUACAGAUCUACCCUGGCUGCUGAUUCCCCAAUUGGUGCCACUUCCCCCCGCCCACGUGUUGAUCCCCUCCAGGCACCAGUUCUCCCCCAGGCACUGAUUCAGCAAUGGAAGCCAAUUCCCCUCCCGCCCAGCUACCACACCCCGACCCUGAUAAAGGCAAGUCUCAUUGCUGUGGGGAGCACAUCCCUCUGGAGCAGUUUCUGUGCACCGCAGCCAUUGCAUUAUUACAGAAAUA